CUCAGAAAUCCUGUAUUGCUUUCUCUCUGGUUUGGCGAACUCAUUCCAUACGAUACAAAUAUGAUUUGUGUAUGAAUUGAGAAUCAUUGAGGGAGAUUGAUGAUUGUAUGGCGUAGUGGAAAGAAUUUCAAUGAAAUGAGAACAUUAGCAUCGUCACGUGGUCGUACUUUCACCCACCUGCUUCAAAUACUUCUAAUUCUAUUAUUUCAACACCAAACCCAUUUUCCAACUCCCAAUCUUUUAACUGACACCCACCAUCGGCAGAGGAGAAGCAGAAGCUCAACCACGGCUCCUUCUUCGAGAUCAAUCCAACUUAUGUUUUUAUACCUUAUUCUCCUUCAUCAAAAUGUGAAUGCCAGCUUUUUUACCCCUUUUUUAACCAAGUUCCAGAGGCUGCAAUGGUAUGAACUAUGAAGAAUUGUGGGCACCUCUAACCUGGCUGGACAAAGAUGAAGGUGCAGGAAAAGAGAGAGGAUGAUAUUUGCGAGAGGAGAGAGAGUCUUUGUUUUUAUUUUUCAAUUUUUAAAAAGAUUUAAUUACAAUGAUUAAUUUAAGAAAAUGGGCAACCAUUGAUGAAGUUUAGUUGCUCAAAUUGGGAGUUGAAGAUUGUAAUGGUAAUCGGGAGUGAUUUAUGCAAUUUUCCUUUUCUUUUUUUUUUUAAAAAAUCCCUUCUCCAUUUGAAAUGAUCCCUCCAAAAUUUCCGGUUGAGAAUUGCGUACAAAUUCAAAUUCUUUGGUUAGCGGUUAUUACAUUUUUGAUAUCUCCGCCUUCAUUCAGAAACGACAAUGCAAAUCCGGCGAAAACUUCGACGCCACGAAACAAGAAUUACCGAAUCCAGCCGCCAGGUUAUCGAAGAAAUCGAAGCUCUGCAAAUGGAGGCGGUAGCCGACGAUACACCUCCUCGUCUUUUGCGUCUCGUUUCCUUCAAAAUGGAGAUGCGGAGGACUUCAGACCCACCGAUGAUCUUGCCUCCGCCGACUCAGACGAUGAAUCUGAAGUUCGAUCUAUGACUGCCAAGGGGAUUAAUCAUCUGUGUUCGGAACUCUUGGAGCUGAAGGCUGAAUCGAAUGGGGAUUUUCACAGAAUUAUUAUUUCUAGUUGUCUUUCCUUCUCGAGGGCAUUCGAGAGGGUAAAGGAAAUGGAACGGGAUUUGAUGCAUCUAAAAAGCACCAUCAUUACUCACACAAGCCUUGUGAAAGACCUAAUGGAUGGCAUAGAUCUUGACAUUGAGUCAGAUGAGACGGUGGAUCCAACUCAUCAAUCUUCCGAAUGCAAUAGACUAUCUUCAUUGAUUGAAUUGGAGGCUCACAUUUAUGAGAUCUCUAACGCCUUGGACAAUCUCAUUUAUGAAAACAAGAUAGAUGAAGCUUUAGAAACCAUCAAAUCAGAGGAUGAAAAACUGCAAAGACUGAAGGUUGAAGAAGAAGAUUACCUUUUUGACAUUGUAAUGCUAUACGAUUGUGUGAUUUCUGAUAAAAAUGCCAAGAUCAAGCUGCAAUUGGCAAAGCUAUCGGAGAACGGCAAAACGCUUCCUGGAGGGGAGGCCGUUCCCACGGCGGACCAACCACCUUCACUCGAUUCUCAACUGCCUGAAGAACUUUAGGAAUGUAAGUUGAAAUUGCGAAGUUAUAAAUUUGUUACCUUUAAAAAAUAUUACAAUUAUAUCAUAAAUUUAAUAUUUGUAAAUAAUAUUUAUUAAUUAUAACCAGUGGCACUUACCUAUCUUUAGAAUCUACCAUCAGCGGUGAGGAUUCCAAUUUUUAGAAUUUCCACUAAUAAGUGUAUAAUUUACCGAAUGAUAUUUGUGGAAAUUCCAAAGAGUUUUUCUAUUUCCAUAA
Messenger RNA from Cucumis sativus (cucumber), 1838 nucleotides. Its product is annotated as exocyst complex component EXO84C. The record is from RefSeq and is a predicted model, not a curated record. Gene Ontology annotation, biological process: intracellular protein localization; Golgi to plasma membrane transport; exocytosis. NCBI's taxonomy places the organism in Eukaryota, Viridiplantae, Streptophyta, Magnoliopsida, Cucurbitales, Cucurbitaceae. Gene Ontology annotation, cellular component: exocyst. Bases 683 to 1603 code for a protein of 306 amino acids. The transcript is spliced from 4 exons.